AUGUCAAAGAACAACCGCCAAGAACAAAAAACAGCAAAUCAGCCAUCUUCUUAUACACAAAUUUCACCGUCUGAUAGAUCAGUUGGAAGUGAAUCGUUAACAACGUUAGAAAAAGAUUACAUUCCCUUAUCAUUCACAUCCACAAUCGGUGCUGGACGUGGAAAAUCUGCUCAUACACAAUUCAUGCCUGUUCAUAGUUUUCAACGAGCAUCACCAACAGGAACAGACGAUAGUCUAUCAUCCAUCUCGUUCAUUCCAUAUUCGCAUACACUACAUAAUAAUGAAAUACAGAAUGGUCGGAGCCGAGCGAAUGGUGUCGGCCGAGGAAAAAGUGUUCAACCACGUUUGAUUCAGACCGAUUAUACUCAACGAUCACCAUUGAAUAUCCCAGCAAAUAAUGAAUUACUAAUCUCACAUGCAAUCACAAAUGAAGCAAGAAAUAACAAUACACAGCAUUUUUCUUCAGUAUUUUCUCCAACAGUAGGCGUUGGACGAGGCCAAAGAUUUUUACCGCAAUUUGAUCCAACAUCUAACUUUGAACAAAGUGAUUUAUCACUUCAAUCGGGAUCACACCUGCUGGGCAACUAUUCACCUUCAAUAACGCCAAGCCUUGCUGGCCAUGAUAACAGAUCUUCACUACGUAAUUAUUCGGUGUUGGAUACAAAUCAAAAUUAUGAUGGUAGAGUUACAGCAUCACCAUCAGUUGUUCGCUCAAUAGCAGCUGUGCAAGGUCAACAGUAUGAACAACAUCCUUCCAUAAACCCUAUAUCUGUCAAUCAGUUACAAUCAAUUGAUAGAAAUCAUGAACAAUCACUAGCAUUGAUUGCAAGAGUACGGGAUGAUAUGAGAGCUCCAACUCCAAAAUGUCGAAAAAACAAAGUUAUAACAGAUGAAUGUCUAAUGAAAUUAUGGCAACGUUAUGAUGACGGUCGUAUUGACAUUCCAGCGUUCUUGAAAGCUGCCGAAGUUCUCAAAGCAAAAAGUGGAAAUGUUCUCACGGUCACGCCAAAUACAACUAUUGAAGAAUUAAAACGUCAAGUAACAAAACAGAAACCAGAAUUAUAUCCAGAUCGUCAAUCUUAUCGAACUGAACCAACUGGAAAAUCAGUUAAAGACAGUCAAAAAUUAUCAGAAUUAAAUGUGGAUAAAAGUAAAAAGAUUUAUUUCAAGGAUUUAGGAACACAACUUGGAUGGUCAACGGUAUUUUUGGCUGAGUAUGCUGGUCCAUUACUAAUCUAUUUACUAUUUUAUUUACGACCAAGCUUUAUUUAUGGUACAAUUGGUAGCUCAAGACCGGCACAUACAGUUGUUCACCUUGCUGCGUUUUGUUGGACAUUCCAUUAUGCAAAAAGAAUAUUUGAAACAUUAGCUGUUCACCGUUUUUCACAUAAUACGAUGCCACUAUUUAAUUUAUUCAAAAAUUGUGGUUACUAUUGGGGAUUUACUGCUUGGGUGGCUUAUUUUGUUAAUCAUCCAAAAUAUACACCAGCAUCAUUUGGAAAUGUUCAAAUUUAUCUUUCAUUAGCUGCAUUUCUUAUAAAUGAAAUGGGUAAUUUAUCAAUUCAUUUGGCAUUACGUGAUUUACGUCCUCAAGGUUCAAAGGAACGUAAAAUACCCUAUCCAACAUCAAAUCCGUUUACAAAAUUAUUUAAUUUUGUCUCAUGUCCAAAUUAUACAUAUGAAAUGGGAUCAUGGAUGUCAUUCUCUAUUAUGACACAAACAUUAACAGCUCUUAUAUUUACUAUAGCUGGUGCAUAUCAAAUGACAAUGUGGGCAUUAGGAAAACAUCGACUAUAUAAAAAAGAAUUUCCAAAUUAUCCAAAACGGCGUAAAGCUAUCAUUCCAUUUAUUAUCUAA
Molecule: messenger RNA, 1857 nt
Organism: Didymodactylos carnosus
Lineage: Eukaryota; Metazoa; Rotifera; Eurotatoria; Philodinida; Philodinidae
Source: the annotation of a GenBank genome assembly